UUUGGGUUCAUUUUCCUUUUUUCUUUCAUUUUCUUGAGCGUUAUAUAAAUCCGCAAUCUUUUUUAUUUUCCUUUUUGUCACUUUUUCCUUUUUCUCUCGUCACCACCACCACACUCCACUUUUCUCUAUAAAUUUAUACAACAGCCCGGCUUGUUGUCAUUCAAGAUGGAUAUUAUUGACGUUGACAUUGGCACCCUCGACUCUUGGAUUGAGCAGCUUUUUGAGUGCAAGCAGCUGAGCGAGACCAGCGUGAAGAACCUGUGCUCAAAGGCCAAAGAGGUGCUCAUGCGGGAAUCCAACGUCCAGCCCGUGCGCUGCCCAGUCACUGUGUGCGGAGACAUUCACGGCCAGUUCCACGACCUCGUCGAGCUGUUCAAAAUUGGCGGCAACUCGCCUGACACAAACUACCUGUUCAUGGGUGACUAUGUCGACCGCGGCUACUACUCGGUCGAGACCGUCACCCUACUCGUUGCCAUGAAGAUCCGCUACCCCGAGCGCAUCACUAUUCUGCGCGGCAACCACGAGAGCCGGCAGAUUACCCAGGUGUACGGUUUCUACGAUGAGUGCCUGCGUAAAUACGGCAACGCCGAGGUUUGGAAGCACUUCACCAACCUCUUUGACUACCUGCCCCUGACGGCGCUCAUUGAGGAGCAGGUGUUCUGCCUGCACGGCGGCCUGUCGCCGUCCAUCGACACUCUGGAUCACAUUCGCUCACUGGACCGCGUGCAGGAGGUGCCUCAUGAGGGCCCAAUGUGCGACCUGCUGUGGUCGGACCCUGAUGACCGCUGCGGCUGGGGCAUCUCCCCCCGCGGUGCUGGCUACACCUUCGGCCAAGACAUCUCGGAGGCGUUCAACCACAACAACGGGCUCAGUCUGAUUGCCCGCGCCCACCAGCUGGUCAUGGAGGGGUACAACUGGAGCCAGGAGAAAAACGUUGUCACCAUAUUCAGCGCGCCCAACUACUGCUACCGCUGCGGCAACCAGGCUGCCAUCAUGGAGAUCGACGAGAACAUGAAGCACACAUUCCUCCAGUUCGACCCAGCUCCCAGACGCGGCGAGCCCCAUGUCACGCGCAAGACGCCCGACUACUUCCUCUAAAAUACUUUUACAAGACCAUUUUGGCCCGCAGCGCCAAGCUUUCUACUCCUUUUCUCUCACUUUUAUUGACAUUAACCCCCUAUUCGCACACAUUUAUAAAUA
Kickxella alabastrina is the source of this 1200-nucleotide messenger RNA. RefSeq names its product serine/threonine-protein phosphatase 2A catalytic subunit beta isoform. The transcript has 2 exons. Gene Ontology annotation, molecular function: protein serine/threonine phosphatase activity. Gene Ontology annotation, biological process: peptidyl-serine dephosphorylation; mitotic cell cycle. The coding region runs from base 166 to 1098 and encodes 310 amino acids. The record is from RefSeq and is a predicted model, not a curated record. Gene Ontology annotation, cellular component: cytosol. NCBI's taxonomy places the organism in Eukaryota, Fungi, Kickxellomycota, Kickxellomycetes, Kickxellales, Kickxellaceae.